CUUCCUUCUCGUCGUCGUUGUCGCUCUCCUCCUCCUUUCGUUCUCCUUCUUAGAUGUCAGGGCGAUUGUAGCUCUUCUUCUCUGAUGGUGAAUCCACUAUCGGCCUUUCAGCCCUCCGGCGGCUCGUCCGUCCGCACCUCCUCUCCCGUCAGGCCGGGCCGCCCCGCGAUAGCGACCGUAUCUAGCGUCAACGCGUCAGCUACUCCCCAUCCAAUCCGCGUGCUCCUCGAGUCCCUCAACAGCGACGACGAGUUUGUCUUUCGCCUACAUAGUCUAUAUGAGCUUCAACGCAAUAUUGUCGAGUCGCCCGAGGCGAAAGACGUCUUCAGGCUCUCAGGCGGUUUCGAAACGGUCUUCGACUGCCUAAAAUCGAUUUCCAUCACCGAAGACGACCACGACUUUUCUGAGCCGGUCGAGCUGCUAAAAUGUGUUUUCAACAUCUUCUCAGAUGCUCUACUGAACUCUCCCGUCAGUCAGCGCUAUUUCAACGAGAAAAUUGGCGUUGCUAGACUCAAAGAGGUCGUCAUGAGUACGAAGUUGAUCCAGCACAGCUCCAGACAGGUUCUCGGCAUUCUCUUCGCCUUCGCAAUCUCCGACUUUUCCCUCUCUGCCAUCUUUGUCUCCCUUUCUCGCGGCAUAUUGACACUUCCCGACAAUUCUUCCCCGACCGAUAUCCUGCAGCUCCUAGACGACCGCGUGGGUAACUCCUUUUCACGCGAAAUCAUACGAAAUCCCUCGAUCAUCUCUUUCAUCCUCGACGUCACUCUGGAGCUACCGCAGACUGAAGUGUACACAGCAGUUGCCUCCGUUAUCAGUCUCACCACACUCGCCAACGCUUCAACACACAACAAAGUCUCGAUAUACAAUACCGGCAUCAUGGACAUUAUCUUACCGAUGAUGUGGAACGACCACUCUCUCGACUCAAUAGUUCACAACGAAAUCAAGCUCCUUAUAAAUUCUCUUAUGGAGUUUGGAGUUGAGACUGCUACCGCCAAAGGGUUCUUUCGUCAGUCGCUACAGUCUGAAGAAGCUGCUCAACUACUUCUUUCUGGAAUCAGAUCCUCUCGGGAGCCGGCUCACAUCGUCUUCGAUUUAUCGCUUCUUGGAUUCUCAACAGUUGAAAUCAACUCUCUUGGAAAGGCUUUCCCACCAGUAUCCUCGGGCUACACAUUCACCUCUUGGUUCAAGAUCGAUCAGUACGACAACUCUAAUCACACAACCUUGUUUGGAGUCUUCGACAACUCUCAGCGUUGCUUCACCCUGGUAUACAUAGAAAAAGAGACUAGACGACUGAUCCUGCAGACUUCCAUCACAUCAUCUCGGGGCUCAGUGCGAUUCAAAAAUUUCACUUUCAACCCCGGUCAGUGGUACUUCAUCUCCAUCCUGCACAAGAAGUCACGCGUCAGCUCUAUCUCAAAAGCAUCUCUAUAUGUCAACGGCGAAUUUAUCGAAUCAGUCAAGUGUCCUUAUCCUUCUUCACCACCAAACGACGGAGCCGCUCAAGCGUUCAUCGGUACACCUUCUGAUCUGUCUGCCGGCCCCGGACGGAACUCAGUCCAUUCUAUUUGGCGGUUGUCGUCGCUGCAUAUAUUUGAGGACAUGCUUUCGGAAGAUGUUCUGGCUGUUCACUAUCGGCUAGGUCCAAGGUAUUACGGAAAUUAUCAGGACGCUCUGGCGAGCUUUCAAACCUACGAGGCCUCGGCAGCUCUCACUCUACGAAAUGAGAGCUUAAACUCGGGAAGGGAGGAAAGCAGCGAUAUCAUCAACGCAAUUCGCGGGAGAGCAGCAAAUCUUCUUCCGGAAAAUAAGGUGUUGCUCAGUGUGCAUGGAAAGAACGUCCUAGAUCCGCAAACAUUACAGCACGAUCAUGGUUUCAAACAGUGCCCCAAAAAUAUUCUGCAUCUGAGCAGGAACCAUCUCAUUGUUUUCAACGCUGCCGUCCCCGAUAUAAAUAUCGCCUUCACUUUGCAUAACGGUUUUGGCAUCGGAUCCGGAGGCCCUGUUCCAGCGAUCCCAAACAGCUUAGAUGAUGCUGUUUGGAGGAUAGGUGGAUCGGCGUUCGGAUUGAAGAUGGUUGAACUGGCGAAAACCCCAGACCAGUUAUGUCGGGCUCUUUCAAUUACAUUUGAGUUGCUGCGGGAAAAUUGGAGAAACUCCGAUGAUAUGGAGCGUGUUCAUGGCUUUGCGAUUCUUGCAAAUCUUAUCAAAAUGAAGAAUCAGCCGGAGUUGAUCAACAAAAAUUUACUCGAUAUCAUUUUGGACUUUGUGGGAUAUGACUUCGAGGAUCCAAAAAACUCAAUGCUGAUCAACCCGCUUGCAUAUCGGAUUCUGAUCGUUGAUUUCGAUAUCUGGAAGAUCGCAGACAUUGAGACACUGAAAGCAUACUUUGCCCAGUUUGCCGUUUUCGGACUUCAAAGCAAGUUUCACGGUUACAACUCGAAACGGUUAACUAGAAUGAGAAUUGUCAAAAAGUUUCUACAGUCCCUGAAGUCGGGCUCGUUCACAAAAAAGUCUCUCGACUUUUUCAUACCUGCAUUCAAAUCCAUCAUCAUGACACAUGUUUCUGCGGAAGUCAUGCGAUCACUCUCCCUUUUCAUAACAUACGCCUUUAAUAAUGAUCCUCCAGCUUCGCUGCGCAAAUAUUACGCUAUAGAAGACGAAAAGUUGGCGAGCUGCGGUCUUAAGCGAUCGGAAAUUGGCUUCCUCGUUCUUGAUACAUUCACAGAAGUGCUUUGCAAAGACAGCACCAGUGCAACAAUUAAGAGAUUUGCGCGUACGGUGACCAACAAAUGGGUUCUGUUUCUAUUAGCACAAGAUGAUCGGAGAGCGGUUAUUGCUGGAGCUAAGAUAUUGGCCCGGCUGCUAAUCGUGCAUGGAUCGAGUUAUGUCACAAAGUUCUCAACGAAAACUGGAGGAUUUGUCAUAAUGAAAGAGCGCUUGAAAAUCAGAUGGAAUAUCCCGGAGCUUUGGCCCAUCUGCUUGGCAAUUCUUUUUGGAGUUGAUGUUGCCACUAUUGAGAUUCCAGAGUCUCUCAAUCUUUUUCAUCUGGUUGAAAUGUUCCGAAAAGGCGGAAAGGCUGCUGUUAUCUAUCCAGAAAUGUUCACAGUGAUUGGUGCGAUGCUGAAGGCUGGUACUCUAGCAAUUAUCACCGAAGACACUAAAAAGUAUGCCAUUGCGGAUGACGAAAACACACCUCUCAGUCCGACGCAAACUGUUCCCGAUACAACUCCAGUUUCCGAGAAGAAAGAGGAUUUUGGAAAGUAUCUGCAAGUCCUCACACAGUUCUUUAGUGAGAUGCAUGCGUCAUGUCCUGCUUUCCAAGACUUUUGUACGACAUCGAUAUUUGUUUCCGAGAUUCUCGGAAUUCUAUUUCCGGCUAUUUGCAGUACAGAAUCGGUCAAUCCGGAGAUUGAGCUACAGUACCGCGAUCAAGGAUUCACCCUAGAUGCUGGUGAUAUAGUCUUGCGCCCAGUGGGCAAGACUGGAUUUCCGGCUCAGAUUAUGAAAACAAUAAGGGCACCCAGCCCUCAGAGAAAUGCUCCGUAUAUGGCUGGCCAACGACCACGAGCACCGUCCCUCAGACGCGGAUCGUCCUUUGUCUUGGUUUCCUCGGAGUUUGGCAGCGGAAACGACAACAACUCAAAUACUACAACACCGGCGCAACAACCCACUCAGAGUAAGCCAACUCUCACGUCUCUUCGUCUUAAUCAGAUGCGGGAGUUCAAAGUUGUGAAUCGAGUUGUUGAGGGGUUGCUGGAAAUGGUAGUUGCCGUUUUCGUUGAUCAAGUAUUAACCAGAAAGGACUUCUCUGAGCUCGCGAUCGCAAUCCUGAUACCUCCGACGUUUCAAGAGUACCAGAUUUACUUUGAGACGUACCUGUUUCGUAAUACUGUCGCUCAGCUAAGCACCACGAUAUCGUUGAACAUGCGAGUGAUUUGCGAAACUCGCACUUUGAUCAAUUUUGGUAAAUUCAUUUUACAGCUUGUCGAUUCAGUUUUCAAUGGCUGGUUUUUGGGUGGUGCGGAACCCCUUCUCGAACUCAUUGGGAUGGUUGUCGAGUACCUUCAACAGCCGAACGUCGAGCGCCUAAAAACUGUGCGAAUGGGUCAAAGCGUGAUCUCCAAUCUACGACUUGCUUUCAUGAGACUUGUCCUGUUUCGGUUGUCCGAGUUGGACGAUAUCCACGCCAAUUCUGAAACAGUGGUCAAAUUCCUCGAACGGAUGUUCUAUUGGCAAAAUGUACUACUAUCGCCGGCUGUGAACGAGGAUCAUUUGAUCAAACUGGUUUGCUAUCUGUUGUACAUCCAGUUGAUUGAUAGCAACGAAGAAGUUCGGAAUGCUGCCGCAAACAAUUGGCGAAUGGUUCUAGUGCAUAAACCAGUGGAAACCUCGUUGAUUCUCGAUCAAGUGAAAUCUCUUGAGAAUCGGCAGUUAUCCAAAGGUUUUAAGAAGCUGAUGGAAGUGGACAACAAAUCAUUUCUUGAAUGGAUGGAUCAGAAUCGUGAAGCACUCGACGAAUUCUUCCUGGAAGUGGUAUCGAAAGACUGGGAAGCGUUUGUGACGAACGAGAAUAAGAUUGCGGAUGACAGUACUCGCUUGCGGAAUCUCAAGAGACGUGAUCGCCUGCGGGCAUCGAUGGUUGACGAAAGUCAUAUGCGAUCCAUUUUUGCAGAGCACAAGAACUCCCUUCGAUAUUGGAGAUCUGCAAUUUACACAACUGAGCAUCUGAAGUUUAUGCGAAAUUUGCAAGAUCUGCAAGAUACGCUUACCUUUUUGUCCUCCGAAUACGCAAAGCUGGAGAUUGAUCUCACCAGACCGAACGGUAUCAUACCCGAUGGCAAAAAACAGAAAUGGAGACUUGAUCUUACUGAAGGCCGGGAUCGAAUGAGGAAGCGGAUGAUUCCUGAUACUCGUGGACAGAUAACCAAGUAUUUGCCCAAGGCUGAGGAAUCAAGUCAGGAUGAGUCGUCGAUUGUUGUUAGUGCCGUGGCAGCCGCGGCAGCAGUUGAAUCUGUUUCUGACGGUAUCUCUGAGUUAAGUGUCGCAGAUGAUGCUUUGACGAAGACAUCAACAGCCGGAUCUACAACUACUACAUCAAAAGCCUCGUCGAGUAACACAGAGUCGACAGCUGAAAAUGAGGAUGGGUUUGAGAUUGUGGAAGAUCCUCGUGGUCAAGAAGCAGAAGAUGAUACGUACGAAGACAAAAAUCGAAAAAUUCUGCGAAGUUUAGAGCAGAAUGAUACCGUUAUUGAUCUUUGGAACGUUUGCCGUAUCAUUGGGCUGAAGUCGGUGGAGGGAUUGCUCAUCCAAGGACGAAACAAUCUUUAUCUGAUUGAUAACUUCUUCCAGAGGCCGGACGGUGAGAUUGUGAAUCUUUGGGAGGCUCCAGCUCAAGAACGUGAUCAGUACCUGCAGACGAUCUAUGGCGAUGCCAAUCAUGACGAGUCCUCAUUGAGUAACCGCCAGCAUGACACUCGGCACUGGGCACUUGACGAUUUAGUUUCUGUGUCGCGCCGGCAAUUCCUGUUCCGCAAUGUUGCCUUGGAGUUUUUCUUUGCAGACGGUCGCAGUUUCUUGAUCACGACUAUCUCGGUCAAAGAGCGAGAUCAAAUCCAUAGCAAGUUGAUUGGAAAGGUGAACAACAGUGAUGACAACUCUGGUGCGGCAUUCUCUGAUGAGCUUUGGCGAUUGGCUCUGCAGCCUUCAUUACAGGGUGGAUUUGCAGGACAGCUUGGAAAGAUCGCCAACGUGUUUGCUGUUGGAAACGUGAAUCUCGCUACCAAGAGAUGGAUUCGUGGAGAGAUCUCAAACUUUUAUUAUCUCAUGCUGCUGAACACCAUGGCUGGUCGAACAUAUAACGAUCUCACACAGUAUCCGGUGUUUCCGUGGGUGAUUGCCGACUAUACUAGCGAAGAGCUGGAUUUGACGAAUCCGGCAACAUUCCGAGAUUUGUCAAAGCCAAUGGGUGCUCAGACUCCAGACCGGGAACGCGAGUUCAAGAACCGGUAUGCAUCGUUUGCGGAUCUUGAGGAUAAUCCCACGCCACCGUUUCACUAUGGAACCCAUUUCUCUUCUGCUAUGAUUGUAUCUUCAUACCUUAUCAGACUGGAGCCAUUUGUGCAAUCAUAUCUGCUGCUGCAAGGUGGCCAUUUCGACCACGCCGACCGGCUGUUCUAUUCUAUCCAAUUAGCUUGGGAGUCUGCUUCGCGGGAUAACAUGGCUGAUGUUCGCGAGCUGAUCCCGGAGUUCUUCUAUCUGCCUGAAUUUUUGGAAAAUUCGAAUGAGUUCAACUUUGGAACUUUGCAGGGAGGCCAAGAGAUUGGCAACGUGCAACUUCCACCUUGGGCUAAAGGGGAUCCGAAAAUCUUUAUUCAGAAGAAUCGGGAGGCGCUGGAGAGCCCAUAUGUAAGUCAACAUUUACAUGAAUGGAUUGACCUUAUAUUUGGGUUUAAGCAACGUGGCGAAGCGGCGGUCGAGGCAGUCAAUGUCUUCCAUCAUUUGAGUUAUCACGGAGCUAUCGAUCUUGACAAAAUUGAAGAUCAGUUGGAGCGGAAUGCUACAGUCGGUAUUAUUCACAACUUUGGUCAAACACCACAUCAAGUGUUCACGCGACCGCAUCCGCCUCGGGAGGUGCUUCGGCAAGCAAAGUUUGAGGUGGACAAGGAUGAUAUAGACUCAUUGUUACAGAUGCUGAACUCUGUGAACGAGAUCAAGAAGUUUGACAGUGUUCUGUCGCCGUUUAAAGCCGAGCGAGACCGAACUCUUGCUCAAAUGAAUCCACUAUUUUGUGCUUUCAUUCCUCCGUCUUACGAUCGAAUGGUUGAAUGGGGAUUCUGCGACGAUGGCGUGCGAUUUAAGCUGAUUGAGAAUGGAAAGCUCAUUGGUCACGCUGAGAAUCUGCAUCAAAUGCAUCUGACGUGUGUGAGGAUAGCGGAUCCGCGAACGCUUGUCACUGCCGGAUAUGACUGCAUGAUCUGCGUCUGGAAGAUGCAGGGGAACAUGAAGUCUAUGGAGGUCCAGUUCAAGGCGUGCCUUCGUGGCCAUACCGCACCGAUCGUGUCACUUGCGAUCUCUAGGUCGUUCAGUGCCAUUGUUAGUGUGUCUGCGGAUGGUGUGGUGAUGGUGUGGGAUCUUAAUCGUCUACGCUUCGUGAGGCAGCUGGUGCAUGAAGUUCUUAUAAAGACUGUUGCAAUCAGCGACGAGACGGGCGAGAUCUUAACGUCGGACGGAAGCACGAUGUUUUUGUGGACUAUCAACGGAGAUCUGAUCAUGACUAAGGCUAUUCCGGAGGACAGACGGAUUGGACUGAAAUAAACAUAGGAAGAGCAGUUUGAGGUAGGAUAUUAUUAUAUAUAGAAUUAUAUUUGCAUCAUUAAAGGAAUGAACAUUUAUGUUAUUGUCACUGUGGGUAAAAUUAAAUGUGCG
Messenger RNA from Myxozyma melibiosi, 7425 nucleotides. RefSeq lists its product as uncharacterized. Gene Ontology annotation, molecular function: protein binding. The record is from RefSeq and is a predicted model, not a curated record. Lineage: Eukaryota; Fungi; Ascomycota; Lipomycetes; Lipomycetales; Lipomycetaceae. The transcript has 7 exons. Bases 85 to 7314 code for a protein of 2409 amino acids.